Molecule: messenger RNA, 1792 nt
Organism: Telopea speciosissima
Lineage: Eukaryota; Viridiplantae; Streptophyta; Magnoliopsida; Proteales; Proteaceae
Exons: 10
Coding region: 105-1676 (523 amino acids)
Source: RefSeq, a predicted model, not a curated record
UGCCCCAGAGACACUUCAAUAAACUACCUUCAUAUUACUGACACACCAUUGCUUCUCACAUACUUUUAAACUACUUGUGGAUUGUUUUGUUGCUUGGGUUCAUUAUGAAAUUUGAAGAUUUCUUAAUGCAACGGAGUAGAGAUAAGCAAAAAAGAAUUGAUCUAGAGGAGGAGGUCGGUAUACUGCAAGCAGAAUUAGAUGAUGAGCAGAAAUUGAAUCGGGUUCUUAAAUGUGCAUUACAUGGACAAGUUGUUUCUCGUCCAUCAAUUUCCUCACUGCUACCACUUGAGGUAAUUGUUUCUAUCCCAUGCAUUUACUUGAUUGCCUUUGGAUGGAAGAAUAACAAAUUUGGGAUAUUGAUGCAGGUGCAGGUCCUUCUUGCAGAACUGGAAAUGGUUGAAGAAGAGAUCAUUUUCCUGGAAAGGAAGGUGGCGGAGCUGAGACACUGUCUCCAUCAAGAAAAGAAACUGAACGAAGAAAAUCAAUUGCAGCCACUACUGAAACACUACUGCUCUGGAAUAAGGAGUCACAGAGAACAAGAAGAUCAUGAACAGUCACUGGGGCCACUACAUUACAAGGCAGACUUUGGAGGCAAAAGGCUGAUGAGAGAAAGAAAAGCUUCCCUAGGCUCUGCUUCAGAAAUCCAUGCCAUGUUUUCUGGAAGGUUGAAUAAUGAAAUUGCUGGAAAAUCAAGAUGCAAUGGAAGAAAACAAACACAGAAUCUUCUAGAUGAAGCAAUGGCUACAGAGAAGCCAAACAGAGUCUCAGAAGAAGUAAUCAUAUGCUUGAUUGGCAUCUUUCUCACACUGAACCAGAGUUCAGCUCAUCUCAACUGUGAUGGCUUAGCAUCUAUUUCGAAGCUUAGUCUUUCCUGCAUGAACUCAAAAGGCCAGAAGUCUGAUUUCGACGGCCCCGUCAGAGAUUUAGUUCCAUAUAAGAAUUUCAUCCAAUUCACAAGAAAUUCUGUGGACAUGAGCCGUGUUUCAGAAUGUUUACCAGCAAUCGGAAAAAUGAGGAUUUUGAUGCAUAAACUAAGUACCGUGGACUUAAUUUUCCUGACGUACAAGCAGAAGUUAGCAUUCUGGAUCAAUAUCUACAAUGCAUGCAUAAUGAAUGCAUUUCUCCAACAUGGACUACCUUCUACAUCAGACAAACUGCUUACCCUGAUGAACAAGGCUGCACUGAAUGUUGGAGGCAUAAUACUGAAUGCUCUGGCCAUUGAGCAUUUCAUUCUCAGGCAUCCUUACGACUCCGAAAAAGGUACUAUGGAUGAAAAAGAAAUGCUGCUGCGAAAGGCGUAUGGUCUUAAUUAUCCUGAACCCAAUAUCACUUUUGCCCUUUGCCGAGGAAGUUGGUCUUCUCCACCAUUAAGGGUAUACACUGCAGAAAAUGUAGUAAACGAAUUGGGAAGGGCGAAAGUUGAAUAUUUAGAGGCUUCGGUUGGAGUUACAAGCAAGAAGAAAAUAGCAGUUCCCAAGCUUCUGCAAUGGCACAUGAGCGAUUUUGCAGAUGACAUGGACUCACUAUUGGAAUGGAUCUAUAGCCAACUACCACAGUCAGGAUCACUAAAGAGAUCGAUAAUGGAGUGCCUGAAUGGUGAUGGCAAAUGCCCAACAGCCAAAAUGGUGGAAAUUCAACCUUACGAAUCUGAGUUCCGCUACUUGCUUCCCUUGUAGGCUAAGACACCCAAAAGACUUACAUAGAAAUGUGCAGAGGAAACCAAAAAAAAAAAAACAUGCUGAUUCAACUAAAUCAUUUCCUGAAAUCAUUAUCUUUUAUAGAACAUAAACGU